This is a messenger RNA of Protopterus annectens (West African lungfish), 2756 nucleotides long. It is a transcript of the gene P4HB, whose product is annotated as prolyl 4-hydroxylase subunit beta. Gene Ontology annotation, cellular component: endoplasmic reticulum. Gene Ontology annotation, molecular function: protein disulfide isomerase activity. NCBI's taxonomy places the organism in Eukaryota, Metazoa, Chordata, Ceratodontiformes, Protopteridae. The record is from RefSeq and is a predicted model, not a curated record. Gene Ontology annotation, biological process: protein folding; response to endoplasmic reticulum stress. The transcript has 11 exons. The coding region runs from base 140 to 1660 and encodes 506 amino acids.
GCGAAGUGCCACGUUCCAACGAGGAUCACAUACAUUAAAGUGAAGGAGAUUUUUAGUUAGCAGUCAGCGUAAGCAAAGUGUAGUGUGUGAGAGACUUAGUCCUUCUAUCUAACAUCCCGUCACAGCCAUCAUUGUUGCUAUGCUGCACUCACUCGUUUUCUCCGUUAUCUUGGUGUUGGGUGUCUUCGCUACGGACAUCCCAGAAGAGGAAGAAGUCCUCGUUUUGAAAAAAAGCAACUUUGAUGAGGCGCUGCGAACCUAUAACUACAUUCUUGUGGAGUUUUAUGCUCCAUGGUGUGGCCACUGCAAAGCACUUGCUCCCCAGUAUGCAAAAGCAGCUGCCAAACUAAGGGAAGAAGGCUCUUCCAUUCGACUGGCCAAAGUAGAUGCUACUGAGGAGUCUGAUCUGGCCCAGGAGUUUGGAGUUAGAGGAUAUCCAACCAUUAAGUUCUUCAAGAAUGGUGACAAGUCUGCUCCAAAGGAGUACACUGCUGGCAGGGAGGCUGACGACAUCAUAACCUGGCUAAAAAAGCGUACUGGUCCUGCUGCUCCUGUCCUCGCAGACACAGAUUCAGCACAACAGCUGGUAGACGGCAAUGAGGUGGCAGUAAUUGGCUUCUUCAAGGACAUAGAAUCUCCGGAUGCAAAAGUAUUCCUUCAGGCUGCAGAAACAGUGGAUGAUGUCCCUUUUGCCCUUGUAUCAGCUGACAACCUAUUCUCACACUACAAAGUGGAAAAGGAUGGCAUUAUCCUCUUCAAAAAGUUUGAUGAAGGCCAGAGCAAGUUUGAUGGUGAGCUGACCAAAGAGAAUCUGCUGACCUUUGUCAAGGGUAACCAGCUGCCCCUCGUCAUAGAGUUCACAGAGCAGAGUGCACCGAAGAUUUUUGGAGGAGAAACAAAGACUCAUCUUCUGCUUUUCUUACCAAAGUCUGCAACUGAUUAUCAAGACAAACUGGAUCACUUCAGGAAUGCUGCUGGAGACUUCAGGGGGAAGAUACUUUUCAUCUACAUAGAUAGUGAUCACACUGAUAAUCAGCGAAUCCUUGAGUUUUUUGGACUUAACAAGGAGGAGUGUCCUGCAGUGCGCCUCAUCACCCUUGAUGAGGAAAUGACCAAGUACAAACCGGAAUCUGAUCAGCUGACUGCAGAAGAAAUUACCAAAUUCUGCAACAACUUCUUGGAAGGGAAGAUCAAGCCCCAUUUGAUGAGUCAGGAGGUGCCAUCAGACUGGGACAAGAAUGCUGUAAAGGUGCUGGUGGGGAAGAAUUUUGAGGAGGUUGCCUUUGAUGAGAAGAAAAAUGUGCUUGUGGAAUUUUAUGCCCCUUGGUGUGGUCACUGCAAGCAGCUUGCACCCAUCUGGGAGGAGCUUGGGGAGAAAUUUAAGGACCGUGAAGACAUAGUCAUUGCCAAGAUGGAUUCCACUGCCAAUGAAAUUGACGCAGUUAAAAUUCACAGUUUUCCCACACUGAAGUUCUUCCCAGCAGGGACAGAGAGAAAGGUUGUUGACUAUAAUGGGGAACGAACACUGGAAGGCUUCACAAAAUUCUUAGAGAGUGGAGGACAGGAUGGUGCUGGAGAUGAUGAUUUAGAAGAUUUGGAAGAAACUGAAGAGCCUGAGGUGGAUGAUGAGGAGGAUAUCAAUCUGAAAGAUGAAUUAUAAAGGACUUGCUCUCCCCCCCCCAAAAAAAAAAAAAACUACACUUCAGUUUCCAUGUUGUCAGCAAAACCCGGAAGAAGACAAAUGGUGUAGAACAACAAAAUGGUUGAAAUGGGAAAACCAGGGCAUUUGACUCAACUAUGGCCCUGUUUAACAGUUAUCCAUUUUUUAUGAAAUGCCAGUUUUGCUGUUCAGUCCCUGUGAAGGGGAUGCAUAUCUUCAUGAUCCUGUAGCUGUAGUCACAUGGACAGCAUGGUGACUUUUUUGGGAUUUUUGUUUAAUGUGAGUUAUUUUAUUAAUAUUUUUUGUAACUAAUUGGAAUUUGCCUUUUCUCUUUCCUUCCCCUUAUGUUUGACAGGGAAAUAUGUUGAGGAAACCAGACAACUUUUUUGUGUAAACUGUUUUGUAAAAAAGUGCCAAGCGUGAGCUGCCUGCUGUGAAAGGUUUGUAGUUAUUGGGCCACUUAUUGACCCUUUUGCAAAAGAUGAAUGGAGAGAUGCAUAACUAUUUAGGCUCAUCAGAUAAAUUGCAUCAUUGUAAGGGGUAGAUGUGGUUGCGACCAUAUCCUAAGUGAAAUGUUGUCCUCCUUUGAUUGGGAGAUGGGUGUUGCCAAAAUGCAACUUGGAGCAGUGUUAAGGGUACACUAGUAUUAAUCGAUAAAGUAGCAGUCCAUUGCAUCGUGCAUCAAGUUCCAUUUUGGUGGCCUGUUGGCCAGCUGUUCAGCUGUUAUUCCAGACAUGUUGCCUGGGAGUAUUUAUUACUGUGUUGUAGGUGGGUGAUCCAUUAGGGGAACACUGGGAUUUAACACCUCAGGGAUAACAAUGCAGUUUGUGUUGUACAAGGCUGAGCUCGUUUGGCACUUAACUCUUCUCUUUAUCUGCUGCUCCUGCUUUCCUCAACAAGAGCUUGGAAGAUGUCCAGAGCUAUUGAGUAUAAUUGGUGGGGGGGGGGGGGGUGCAGUUAGUGUCUGGGAUAUGGAGGGAGUAAUUGAAUGGGAAGUGGGUGGGUUUCAGACAGGCUCCAGAUAAAGAACAUUCAAACACAUUCCAGCUGGGAGCAGAACAGUACCCUUGGCCAAAUAAAAUGUUCAAAAAACUAA